GAGAAAGAAUCCUGGGUUACGCUGAGGAGCCCUGCUAUCUCUGGUUUGUCAUGGAGUUCUGUGAAGGCGGAGACCUGAAUCAGUAUGUCCUGUCCAGGAGGCCGGACCCAGCUACCAACAAAAGCUUCAUGCUGCAGCUCACGAGCGCCAUUGCCUUCCUGCACAAGAACCACAUCGUGCACAGGGACCUAAAGCCAGACAACAUCCUCAUCACGGAGCGCUCUGGCACCCCCAUCCUCAAGGUGGCCGACUUUGGGCUGAGCAAGGUCUGUGCUGGGUUGGCCCCCCGAGGAAAAGAGGGCCAUCAAGACAACAAAAAUGUGAAUGUGAAUAAAUACUGGCUGUCCUCAGCCUGUGGCUCGGACUUCUACAUGGCUCCCGAAGUCUGGGAGGGACACUACACAGCCAAGGCCGACAUCUUUGCCCUGGGCAUUAUCAUCUGGGCAAUGAUAGAACGAAUCACUUUUAUUGACUCUGAGACCAAGAAGGAGCUCCUGGGGACCUAUAUCAAACAGGGGACCGAGAUCGUCCCUGUUGGUGAGGCGCUGCUAGAAAACCCAAAGAUGGAGUUGCACAUCCCCCAGAAACGCAGGACUUCCAUGUCUGAGGGGAUCAAGCAGCUCUUGAAAGAUAUGUUAGCUGCUAACCCACAGGACCGGCCUGAUGCCUUUGAACUUGAAACCAGAAUGGACCAGGUCACAUGUGCUGCUUAAAAUUCAGGGCAAAGCAUCUUGAGUGUUUUUAACUAGGUGAGUGUACUCUUUUCCCU
Molecule: messenger RNA, 769 nt
Organism: Suricata suricatta (meerkat)
Lineage: Eukaryota; Metazoa; Chordata; Mammalia; Carnivora; Herpestidae
Product: serine/threonine-protein kinase 35
Exons: 1
Biological process (GO): autophagy; positive regulation of autophagy; axon extension
Cellular component (GO): autophagosome; cytoplasm
Molecular function (GO): ATP binding; protein serine/threonine kinase activity
Source: RefSeq, a predicted model, not a curated record